Molecule: messenger RNA, 787 nt
Organism: Silurus meridionalis
Lineage: Eukaryota; Metazoa; Chordata; Actinopteri; Siluriformes; Siluridae
Gene: exosc5
Product: exosome component 5
Exons: 6
Coding region: 52-723 (223 amino acids)
Biological process (GO): rRNA catabolic process; poly(A)-dependent snoRNA 3'-end processing; nuclear mRNA surveillance
Cellular component (GO): cytoplasmic exosome (RNase complex); nuclear exosome (RNase complex); nucleolus
Source: RefSeq, a predicted model, not a curated record
UGAGCGCCCGGAAAACGAUGACGACUGAAAGGCGCGACGCCUCUUGUUGUGAUGGAGCACGCCGUGAUGGAGUUGGACGGCAGUAAUCCCAUUCUGAGGGAGUUCGGAAGCGAACAGAGUUUAUUAUCCAAGCCUGACGGUUCAGCUACGUUUGUGCAAGGAGACACCAGUAUGUUGGCAGGGGUGUACGGACCAGCUGAGGUCAAAGUGAACAAGGAGAUCUAUGAUCGAGCCACUUUGGAGGUCCUGAUCCAACCCAAAGCUGGCAUGCCAAGUGUCCGGGAGCGCACGAGAGAGCAGUGUGUGCGGGAGACGUGUGAGGCCGCUCUGCUGUCCACUCUUCAUCCUCGCUCCUCGCUUACGCUCGUCCUGCAGGUGGUGCACGAUGACGGCUCGUUGUUAGCGUGCUGUCUGAAUGCCGCAUGCAUGGCGUUGAUGGACGCCGGACUUCCCAUGAGCCGCCUAUUCUGCGGAGUCACAUGCGCCAUCGACCCCGAGAGCCGAAUCAUCACAGACCCCACGGCUCAGCAGGAGAAGGAAAGCCGAGCACUAAUGACUUUUGCAAUCGACAGUAAAGAGCACAACAUCCUGAUGUCAUCGACAAAAGGCUCUUUCUCAGUGAAGGAGAUGCAGCGGUGUAUCGCUGUCAGCCAGAAGGCGUCUGAGCGGAUCUUCCAGUUUUAUAGGGAUUCCGUGAAGCGACGAUAUUCCAAAGUGUUAUGACCUUCCCUUGUUUUGUUUUUUUUUCUGAUUGCAUUUUUAUAAUAAAUGUACUUCUGAAAUGUAA